UGACAACGAAAGCUGUCCACAAGGCAUAAAGAAAGGUGAAAAACGUAAAGCAAUAUGAUAGAUUAAAAAGUUAAGAAAAACGAAGUCGAAAACAGAAAACGAGUUCACCCGUCUGACCGCCAGCGUGUCUAUUGACCAUCAUUUAAAGCAGAGAGAAAAGUUAACGAACAGCCAUGAGUACAAUACUACAAUAAAAUACAGAAUUGAAGGAAGUUAAAUAACAUUUUCGAAAGUUGUAUGAAUAGGAGUUUUCAGAACUUUUACAACGAAUCGAAUCCCAAACCCUAAGUUAUAUACUUCCGCCAAAACGAAACGCAAAACAUAAAACCGAAACAACUAAUAGCAAAAGCUUCAACGCAACAACACAUUAUGGAUAUAACACCGGGUCGUGCCCCAUUUACUGAAGAUGAGGAUUAUACACCCUUACGGAAGCCUAAGUCCGCAACAAAUACGCCUACACAUGGCGCUUCGUCAUUAAAUGCAAAUAACGCGAACGCGUAUACACGUACGGUAUCGCCAUCCAAGCUAUCACCAUAUGCUAAAGAAUUUGUGCCACGUUUCGGUGGUAGCGGUAGUAAUUCUGCAGCUGGCGCUCAAGAGCGUUUAGAACGACAUCAGCAACAGUACAAUCAGCAAACCUAUCAACAAUACCAUCAACAAUCGACGCGUCCACAACGUUACUCCAAUGGUUAUCAACAAAAUAAUCAUCACAAUCAUAAUCAACAGCAAUACGGUCACCAAAUCACCUCAUUGACGGCGUCCGUACAGGAACGCUUAAAGAUCGGUAACGCCUCUGGUAGUASUGGGAACAAGAAUACUGCCAAUAAUUAUUAUAGCCAAAAUCAGUCACACCAACAUCCUAGGCAUAAUAAACAUCAUAAUCAACAUCACGGUGGACAAGGACGCUACCAACGUCACAAUCAUUCAGGUGCUACAAAUUCACAUGCUGGCAAUGGUACCACCAGUUCAGAUGUGGAAACAAUUGCACUUGACUACUUGAGAACCGUGAUUCAAUGUCUAAAUCAAAAUCCCGGACAAUUUGACACAACUGCAACAAGGUUUCUUACCAUCUUUGAGGGUAUGGAGAAUAACCAAUAUGUACUGUCGAAUGCAAUGGAAGAUAUCUUCAAUGAAUCCAUACAGAAUCCCAACUUYCGUUACAUGGGCGCUAAGCUCUACAAUCUCUUGCACAUGCUCAACUUAAAGAAAGACUCACUUUUUCACACCUUGCUCAAAUGCAAGCUGGACUAUCACCAGCAAGAGGUUAUGCAAUAUAUGAAGACAAAUCAGCAACAAAAAGUACGUGAAACGGCUCUCUUCCUCGCUGAAUUAUAUAUGCAGUUGCGCGGUGACGACACACGCAUACACCUAAUUGCCGAAAAUAUAGUGUACUCACUUAAACAGUUACUGUCGAAAGAGUCUUCCGACAAUAUACGUUGCAUUUGUUUAACACUGAAAUUGGCCGGCUAUGAUUUGACUGCAGACUGUCCAAAUGAAAUGCGUGAAAUCAUCGAGAUUUUACAAGCUGUCAAUCAGCGAUCACAGGGUAAAUAUCCGCUAGCAGCUAAUGUAAUAGCAUUGCAAAAGAAUAAUUGGGGACGCAAACUGAAUUCACCAACCGCCGAGGUGGAAGCUGCAGCAGCAGCAGCGUCAAAAGCACCAGAACCAUUGCGCAUGAGCGACGAACCGAUAUUCUAUGGGCCAGAUGGACGUGAAUUGACGGCGGAAGAGACCGACUUCUUGUCUGAUGGAGCAGCGGCUGUGCCGGGUAGUGGUUCCACUGAUGAAGACGGCGAGGGUGGCGAUCUCGAUAUCGAUCUUGAUCCCGAAAUGGAUGAAGAGACCGAAAAGGCUUACAAAGAGUUUUGCAAGCAAAAUAACGCUAGUACAUAGGUAACAGCAAUACAGUGCAGUAGUUUAGUAAUGUGUAGUUGGCGGAAACAACUUGAAUAUUUUCCAAAACCGCAACAAAACAAUUCCGCCAUAUACAAGUUUCUUCACAUUCUUACCGAGUAAAAACAAAAA
This is a messenger RNA of Bactrocera latifrons, 2025 nucleotides long. It is a transcript of the gene Paip1, whose product is annotated as polyadenylate-binding protein-interacting protein 1. Gene Ontology annotation, biological process: regulation of translational initiation. NCBI's taxonomy places the organism in Eukaryota, Metazoa, Arthropoda, Insecta, Diptera, Tephritidae. Gene Ontology annotation, molecular function: RNA binding; translation activator activity; protein binding. The transcript has 2 exons. The coding region runs from base 370 to 1893 and encodes 507 amino acids. The record is from RefSeq and is a predicted model, not a curated record.